UAAAAAUUAAAAGACUACCAAAAUAUAGUCUACUUCAAUAUAUACUUCUAGUAUGAUAAUAUCUAAUCUGUGCUUUAAAAAUUUUCUGCGUAUUGAUUUGUUUUGAUUGUGAAUAAAAGAUGUCAUCAAUAAUUCAACGAGACGACAACAUUCCACUAGCUGACGAUGACCCUCAAGUAAUUAUUAGCGAUGAAGUUGAUAAUAAUCGUUUGGACCACGGAAGGUCUAUGGACUCUUUACCGAGCUCUUACACAGGAUCUUCAAGUCCAGGAUUGAAUGGUCACCCAAGCUUUGAACCUGAUUCAGGAAUUGAUGAACAAGAAGAAAAGGCUCGGCUCAUCUCCCAAGUUUUGGAGUUACAAAAUACUUUAGAUGAUUUGUCACAAAGAGUGGACUCUGUCAAAGAAGAGAAUUUGAAACUGCGUUCGGAAAAUCAAGUGCUAGGUCAAUAUAUUGAAAACCUUAUGUCAGCAUCUUCUGUCUUUCAAUCAACAACACCUGCAAAACAGUAAAAUAUAAAUUAUCUCUGAGUAAAAAUAAUUUUUACCAAAAUUUUAUAACUAUUAACUGAAUUUUAGGUAUACUUAUGUAAUUUAUCAAAUAUUUCACUCUGGAGGUAUAAUUAUAAAUAGUCUAUUGCUAUAGAUUAUUUUUGGGCACAAAUAGCUUUAUAAUAUAUUGCUCAGAGGUUAGAUGCUGCUUAUGGAUAAUUAUGAUUACCAAGCAUAACCAUUUAAAGUAUUUGCAAUGUUUAUGUGUAAAUGUGCAUUAUAAAUUACUUAGCCUAUUGAUGAUGUUUAUAAUGAUUGUAUUUUAUUUUUAAGUCUGAUUUCUUUAUGAAAUUGAGCAAUAUUGGUAAUUGGGUAAUAAUAAAAUAUUCUGUUGCAUACAUUCCAAAUUGUAUUUAUCAGCUAGCACAUAGCCAAUUUAGCCAAAUAACAAAGGCUUUAUGAUAUCUCAUCAUAGAUUUAUGAAAUAUGUAACUGUAUGAUUAAUAUUUUAAGCUUUUAAAUAUAGUUAUUGAAAAGUGUUCACAAUACUUUAUUAUCAUGGUUAUUAGCCACUAUAAAUAAAUUAUUUAUCCUGCCAACUGGUAAGUGAUUUUCUGCUUGAA
Messenger RNA from Pieris napi, 1114 nucleotides. Its product is annotated as short coiled-coil protein homolog. NCBI's taxonomy places the organism in Eukaryota, Metazoa, Arthropoda, Insecta, Lepidoptera, Pieridae. The coding region runs from base 120 to 512 and encodes 130 amino acids. The record is from RefSeq and is a predicted model, not a curated record. The transcript has 3 exons. Gene Ontology annotation, cellular component: trans-Golgi network.